GUCACUUCACAAUUUUUUAAGCCAUUUUUCUUGAUAUUGGUUUUGAGCACCUCAUUGAAGAGUAAGUUUAUUUUAUUUUUGUUGCUGUUGUAUUAUGUAAUGCAAACCUGCACAAGUAGCUUAGAUACAAUAUGUAAGAUGUUAUUAAAAAAAAUAAAAAUAAAGUAAGUUACUUUAAAUGCACUGCUAUAUGAUGCCAGGAAUAUUUUUUUAACUCAUGACAAACUGUUGUGAACAAAAUUGUCAACAGCCUCUACAAUCAAAGUUCACUUUUAACCGAACACCCAAAUUCACGCUACAACACCUUGGUCAGGUUGCUCAAAAAUGUAGCGAGAACACCAUCAAAGAUUUCAAUUUAGAAAGCCUAGACUUGAUGGCAGCAAUCUUGAAGUGCCUUGUCAUUAUAUGCAGGUAAUUAAUAACUUACCAUCUUUGGGGAAUAAAAACUCCUUUAAUUUUGUUAAGUUUCUUUUUCAAGACAUAGUGUUGGAAUAGUGGAGACCCCAUGUCAAGUUGAUGACUGAUUGGCUGCUUUUGUGGUUAAAGCUUUUAGCUUGGAGUUUUCCUUCUCCCCAAGAAUAUUUAAGUUGAUUUCCCUUGAUUAUUUGCCCACUGGCAACGCUUUUCCUCAAGAACUUACCCGCUAUAGAGCUGUCUAAAUGGUACAAAUAAAUAUAAUGCAUUUUUAAUAAUAUUUUCAGAAAUUUUGAUAAUCUGCUGUUUGUAGCAUCCUGUGAUUUUGUCAAACAAGUAUAACCCUAGCCCAGACUGUGAUUUUGUCAAACAAGUCAUAACCCUUGCCCAGGCUGUGAUUUUGUCAAACAAGUCAUAACCCUUGCCCAGGCUGUGAUUUUGUCAAGCAAGCCAUAACCCUUGCCCAGGAUGUGAUUUUGUCAAACCAGUCAUAACCCUUGCCCAUGCUGUGAUUUUGUCAAACAAGUCUUUACCCUUGCCCAUGCUGUGAUUUUGUCAAACAAGUAUAACCCUAGCCCAGACUCUGAUUUUGUCAAACCAGUCAUAACCCUUGCCCAGACUCUGAUUUUGUCAAACCAGUUAUAACCCUUGCCCAUGCUGUGAUUUUGUCAAACAAUUCAUAACCCUUGCCCUGGCUGUGAUUUUGUAAAAAAAGCCAUAACCUUUGCAACAAUUUGUUCACAUUUUUAUUUUCUUCUUCUUUUUUCUUAUAUUUAAGGGCACACGAUCAAUGUGUUGAUCAUUCUGGCUCCGGUUUGAAUUCAGAGUUUGUCUUCUCUUGGGUGAGUUGCCAUCCAAGGCUAGUGAGUACCAUCCACCCUGGGUGCGUGGGAUGUUGGCUUUGUUGGGCAUUGAACUCCAGACCACCAGCUAUUUGGUUUGAGACAGUGGAGACUGCUCAGCCACCCAGCACCUAUUGCUGCUAUAAAAGUAAAGUUAGAAUUUAUAUUAACAUCUUCUUUAACUGAAAAUCUCAGAAAAAUUCACAAUUUUAUCCAAACUUAGAAUAUAUUGAGGCUGAUUCUUAGUUUUCACCCCGUGACGUCAUUUGCAUGUUUUUUAUAGUUGCAGUGAAUUAGGGUUCAGGUUAGGCAUAGGGAUCGAUUAAGGAAUACAUUAAUGACAAAAUUAACUUGUUGUGUCAACCAAGAUGGCGGCCAUCACGGGCCGUUUUCUAAUAAUUUACUGAUAUUGAUAUUUAUAACAUAAGAUCAUUUUAUAUAAACCUACAAAGAGUAAUUUAAAUUAUAAUUUUUCAUACGCACACACACACACAGCUUGGAUGUCAUGUAAAAACAUGUUUGAAUUUUGUUAUUUUCUUCUUACCUGUCAUCCCUUCAGAAAUUUGUCUUUAAUAAUUUUUUUAUCGUAGUUACAAAUUGAACCUUUUUACUUGAAAAAGGGACAAAAACUGAAAUAAUGGUUUCCUGUUUUUAUCAUCUCAGCGCCAUGUUGAGGUUCCCGAGAUGUUUUCCAGCUACAUGCAAGUCAUGUUGGGGAUCAGCUCAAAAGUCCAGGAGCCGGAAAUACUUAUCUUAGUCAUUGGUGGGUCAUGCAUAUGAAGGAGUCUUUGCUUUAAUUAUGAUUUUUAGUUUUUAGUUUGAAGUGACUCUAACGUGUAGUUAAAUUAUGGACUUAUUAAUGGAAAGAGAGUCGGUGGAGCUCCCAAGCUUAAAGGUGUGUGUAUGUGUAUUACUUUAUUGCUAUUUGGUAUAUGCAUUUGUGGUAUUCACAUGCCAAUUAAUAUAUUUUAUCUCCAUGCUAAUAGAAGUGGCACCGGGAAGAAUGAGUGGCACCGGACAUCACAGGGUGUGGACAACAGCACUGUGAGCUGAUGAUGGCAACAGGACAGAGAAGCAGCACAGAGGUAGGUGUAUAUAUUUUUAUUUUAUACAUGUUAAGUGGUUUAUGUUUGUGUCUUAUUCUUUGCUAAUUGGUGCAUGUUUUUUACCAAGCUUAUAGUUGUAUAUAUGUGUAUUAUUUUAUUGCUAAUUGGUAUAUGUAUCUGUGUUAUCCAUAUACCAAAUGAUAUGUGUUAUAGCCAUGCUAAUUGGUUUAUGUAUGUGUUAAUAGGAGUAACACAGGGAAGAAUGAGUAGCACUGGACAUCACAGAUUGUGGACAAUGGCAUUGGGAGUGGAUGAAGGCAUUUGGAGUGGACGAUGGCAUUGGGAUUGGACGAUGGUACUGUGAGCGGAUGAUGGCAAUGGAAGCAGACGAUGGAACUGGGAGCAAACAAUGUCACCGGAAGAUGGCACUGGCAUCAGACGACAGCAUUGGAAGCGAAAGAAGGCAUCAGAACAGAAGAGCUGCACAAGAGCGGCGAAGCUUUACUGACUUAGGUGUAUCUGUGUUUAUUAUAUCUGUUUAUUGGCAUAUUUUUUUGUGUUUUUCCAUGCUGAUUGGUAAGUGAACGUGUGUUACUCCAUGCUAACUAGUAUAUAAAUGUUAUUCCCAUGCUAAUUGGUAUAUGUAUGUGUGUUUUCCCCAUGCUAAUGGGUGUAAGUAUGUGUAUUAUUGCAUUGUUAGUUAGUAUAUGUAAGUGUGUUAUUCACAUACCGAUUUAUAUAUGUAAAUUUAAUUUCAUACU
Lymnaea stagnalis (great pond snail) is the source of this 3063-nucleotide messenger RNA. Lineage: Eukaryota; Metazoa; Mollusca; Gastropoda; Lymnaeidae. The record is from the annotation of a GenBank genome assembly.